AUAACUUCCGGUCGUGACGUCAUAUACUUCUGCAUGCUGCGGAGUGUUAACACAGUUAAAGCAGUGCGAUCAGGCGUGUAACCCGUCUGCUUGGUCACAAUGGGAAUUUUGGAAAAAAUCGCAGAAAUUGAGAGAGAAAUCUCUCGAACUCAGAAAAACAAAGCCACUGAGUACCAUCUAGGCUUGCUGAAGGCCAAAUUAGCUAAGUACAGAGCUCAGUUACUGGAGCCCUCUAAGUCAGCAGGGGCCAAAGGAGAGGGCUUUGAUGUCAUGAAAUCUGGAGAUGCUCGUGUUGCACUCAUUGGUUUCCCUUCUGUAGGUAAGUCCACCUUCCUCAGUUUGAUGACGUCAACAGCCAGUGAAGCAGCCUCCUAUGAGUUUACCACCCUCACCUGUAUACCUGGUGUCAUAGAGUACAAAGGGGCCAACAUCCAACUGUUAGACUUGCCGGGAAUCAUUGAGGGUGCCGCACAAGGUAAGGGUAGAGGACGCCAGGUAAUUGCUGUUGCGAGGACAGCAGACGUUGUCAUCAUGAUGUUGGAUGCCACCAAGGGAGACGUUCAGAGAGAACUUCUAGAAAAAGAGUUGGAAUCGGUGGGCAUCAGACUCAACAAAACGAAACCGAAUAUUUAUUUUAAGCCCAAGAAAGGUGGGGGCCUCUCUUACAAUUCCACGGUUCCUCUCACCCACUGCUCAGAGAAGCUUGUUCAACUCAUACUUCAUGAAUACAAAAUUUUCAACGCAGAGGUUCUCUUUAGGGAGGACAGCACACCAGAUGAGUUCAUCGAUGUCAUAGUUGGAAACAGAGUUUACAUGCCUUGCCUAUAUGUGUACAACAAAGUGGAUCAGAUCUCCAUGGAGGAGGUGGACCGCCUGGCUCGCAGACCCCACAGCGUUGUCAUCAGUUGUGGGAUGAAGCUGAACCUGGACUAUCUCCUGGAGAUGCUGUGGGAAUAUCUGGCUUUGAUUUGCAUUUACACCAAGAAGAGAGGAGAGCGCCCAGACUUCAGUGACGCUAUCAUUAUGAGAAGAGGAGCAUCUGUCGAACAUGUGUGCCAUCGAAUCCAUAGAACUUUAGCUAGCCAAUUCAAAUAUGCCUUGGUUUGGGGCACUAGCACCAAGUACAGCCCUCAAAGAGUGGGGCUACUGCACAUAAUGGAGCAUGAGGAUGUCAUCCAGAUUGUGAAGAAAUAAAACAAGCCUUCUUAUGUGACAGAGGGGAGACGGAGCAGAUGGGGGUCACACUCUUGUCAAAAGGCAAAUUGCCAAUACGCAAAAAAGUACAUCUAUUCAAAAGCCCAUUGUACAGUAGAUAUACAAAAUUAAAGCCACAUUAAUUCUUAUUUUGUAUAUGAAAUAAUACAAAAACAACUAAACAAAUUCAGAUAUUGACCAUAUGUGUUUUUGUUGUGAACAGGAAAUAUUUUACCUUAAGAUAUGGAAGAUGCAUUGAUUCAGUUGAGAGAGCGAGAGAGAG
This is a messenger RNA of Lampris incognitus (smalleye Pacific opah), 1477 nucleotides long. It is a transcript of the gene drg2, whose product is annotated as developmentally regulated GTP binding protein 2. The transcript is spliced from 14 exons. NCBI's taxonomy places the organism in Eukaryota, Metazoa, Chordata, Actinopteri, Lampriformes, Lampridae. Gene Ontology annotation, molecular function: GTP binding; GTPase activity. The record is from RefSeq and is a predicted model, not a curated record. Gene Ontology annotation, cellular component: cytoplasm. Gene Ontology annotation, biological process: cytoplasmic translation. Bases 100 to 1194 code for a protein of 364 amino acids.